Molecule: messenger RNA, 7189 nt
Organism: Marmota monax (woodchuck)
Lineage: Eukaryota; Metazoa; Chordata; Mammalia; Rodentia; Sciuridae
Gene: Septin11
Product: septin 11
Exons: 10
Coding region: 165-1496 (443 amino acids)
Biological process (GO): cytoskeleton-dependent cytokinesis
Cellular component (GO): microtubule cytoskeleton; septin ring; cell division site
Molecular function (GO): GTP binding; GTPase activity; molecular adaptor activity
Source: RefSeq, a predicted model, not a curated record
GUGGGGGGAGCAGAUGCCGCUGGCUGCGAGCGGGAGCCGAGUGCAAGCAGAGCGCAGCCGCGAGGGAGGCGCGGGGGAGGCGAGCCGGAGCCCAGGCGCUAGCUGCAGCCUUGAGUGUCGUUCCAGAGCACCCAACCGGAGCCGGAGCCGCAGCCGCAGCCGCGAUGGCCGUGGCGGUGGGGAGACAGUCUAAUGAAGAGCUUCGAAACUUGUCCCUUUCUGGCCAUGUUGGAUUUGACAGUCUCCCGGACCAAUUGGUCAACAAGUCUACUUCUCAAGGAUUCUGUUUCAACAUCCUGUGUGUUGGUGAGACAGGCAUUGGCAAAUCCACAUUAAUGGAUACUUUAUUCAACACCAAAUUUGAAAGUGACCCAGCUACACACAACGAACCAGGUGUCCGGUUAAAAGCCAGAAGUUAUGAGCUUCAGGAAAGCAAUGUACGGCUGAAGCUAACCAUUGUUGACACCGUGGGAUUUGGAGACCAGAUAAAUAAAGAUGACAGCUAUAAGCCAAUAGUGGAAUACAUUGACGCCCAAUUUGAGGCCUACUUGCAAGAGGAACUGAAGAUUAAACGUUCUCUCUUCAACUACCACGACACGAGGAUUCAUGCCUGCCUCUACUUUAUCGCCCCCACGGGACAUUCACUGAAGUCUCUGGACCUGGUCACCAUGAAGAAGCUGGACAGUAAGGUGAACAUUAUUCCAAUAAUUGCAAAAGCAGACACGAUUGCCAAGAAUGAAUUGCACAAAUUUAAAAGUAAGAUCAUGAGUGAACUAGUCAGCAAUGGCGUCCAGAUAUACCAGUUCCCUACAGAUGAAGAAACGGUGGCAGAGAUUAAUGCAACGAUGAGUGUAAGACCUCAAAUAAAAUGGGUCCACCUCCCAUUCGCAGUGGUUGGCAGCACCGAAGAAGUGAAGAUUGGCAACAAGAUGGCAAAGGCCAGGCAGUACCCCUGGGGCGUGGUACAGGUUGAGAAUGAAAACCAUUGUGAUUUUGUGAAGCUGCGGGAGAUGCUGAUUCGCGUGAACAUGGAAGACUUGAGAGAACAGACACACACCCGCCAUUAUGAGUUGUACCGGCGCUGUAAGCUUGAGGAGAUGGGAUUUAAGGACACUGACCCUGACAGCAAGCCCUUCAGUCUUCAGGAGACCUAUGAAGCAAAAAGGAAUGAAUUCCUGGGAGAACUGCAGAAGAAAGAAGAAGAGAUGAGACAGAUGUUUGUUAUGAGAGUGAAGGAGAAAGAGGCUGAACUUAAAGAGGCAGAGAAAGAGCUCCACGAGAAGUUUGACCUUCUAAAGCGGACACACCAAGAAGAGAAGAAGAAAGUGGAAGACAAGAAGAAGGAGCUCGAGGACGAGGUGAACAAUUUCCAGAAGAAGAAAGCAGCAGCUCAGCUACUACAGUCCCAGGCCCAGCAGUCUGGGGCCCAGCAAACCAAGAAAGACAAGGAUAAGAAAAAUGAGAUAAAUGACGAAGCAAAGUGGCUGGUGCUUUGAUUCCUGGAAAGAGGUUACUUAAAGCCAUGAGAUGAGCAUUCAAAAGAAACUAAAUGUAAGUAAAGUCAGAUUAUUCUGUGCCAUUAGAUAAUGAAACCAUGAGUCAAGAGCUGUCUCCCUCGUACUACACCACAAUUUGUAAAGACAGAAAUCUGGUGAUGGGAUCAGUGGCAACAGAAGGGUUACAAUUCUUUGAUACCAGAAUAUAACACAUUAUCAUAGAAUUAAACAUGUAGGUCUCAUUGAAAGUAUAAUUGGCUUUAUUCUUAAGCCCCUUAUUUUUAAUAUUUUAUCAAUUGUAUACUAUUAUUUUAAGAACAUUCUGCAUCAGUUGUAAAGAUUUUUUUGAGCAAUGUUUAAAAGUCUAGGUAGUAUUAUUUUUCUAAGUAGAGAAAUGUGUGGUCUGAAGUUGCUAUUCUUUUUCAAUCUUAGCCCCCAGGUUAGAGGCAGUCUAAGAGUAACCUUGAUAGGAACAGAGGCUGUUCUUAGUAGGUUAGCCUCCAUUCAGUAAACUUAGGGGAGCCAAUCAUGGACACCAUUGUCAAGUGCCUUGCCAUCUCUCUUAAGACUGCCAUUGACUUGGCAUUUUACCUUCGGUGGCUCCUUUUUUCAAGUGUUGGCAAAACUGGUAGGUUCUCAAGUUCUCCUGGCUGUGAAAGGGGUGUGAAACCACCCUGGGGAUAAUGAUCAGCAAUAAUAAAAAUUACUAGGUUUCUCAAACUAGAUAGUGGAAAAGAAAAGCAAGGAGAACUUAGCUGUCAGAACGUAUUUCCAUGGGCGACAGCCUUUUAAUUUUUCAUUCAAUCUUUUAAAAAUAUUACUUGAUACUAGAUACAGACUCUGCCUAAUACAGGCAUAGUCUAGAUGGUCCCCUUAAGAUUAGUACAACACAAGAAUAAAGGAGACAUCUGAUCUUCUGAAUCAGUAUACACUGAGCCAUAGCAAAUGAAAAUAAGGUAUUAUUCCAGUGUUUGACUAAACCUCCUUCCCCAUCAACAGUACUUGUAUGAAAAUUCCUUAUUUAUAUUUUUGUCUACCAUUAGCACAGAUUAUGGGUAAAUAGUUCUGGUUGUCGAGAAGCUUAAGUACAUAAUUUUUUGCUGUAUUUAGGUGAACUUUCUACACGAAACCUUUUGUUUGACAGAUGAUUUACCAUCUUUCUACCGUGGAGAUUGACAGUGAGGGCAUGAGGGCCCACUUGGAAGUCCCGUGUGCUUGAAUUGUUAUGACUGGUAUCUAGUCCUUGUGACUGAUGCCAUCUGGCUUUCAGAUCAAUCUCCAGAGAGCAACUGUCAUUCCCAGGGCUGGUGAAGGAACUGAAUAUAUUCAUUUGUGAAGACUCAUGUAAGCCUUUUCAACAUUGCCAUUCCUGACUAGUAACUCUAUAGAAAUGCAAUCUGCUGGUUGUCAGUGGAACAUCAUAUGGAGUGCAAGAGUCCACAUCUGCCUCAAAUCAUUUGAAGUACCAUGAGUUGAAUGGCCUUCCCUUCCUUUGUGGAAAUUGUCUUUCAAAAUUAUGCCUCGGGAGAGGCAGAGGCUAUUUUAAUGAGGUCUGUCCCACAAAAGAAUGAAUGUGCAUGUCUGUGUAAAGAGUAGAAUAACAUUCCAUCAGGAGUUGGGCAUAACCCAGGCAUUCUUUGUACAUGUUUUUAGAACUCUGAUGAGUUGCAGAUCUAGCUCUCCUUGCUUUUUACAUCCACCCAUACUACUCCCUUUCCAUAAACUUUAUUCUACAUAAUGCACCAAACGUAUGUUAGUUGCACUUCUCCCUCUACACCUCCUAAGCAUAGUAAAUUUUUGGAGUGAAGGAAAAAGUAAGCCCUUUCCAUUGCUAAUUUAUCUGAAGAUAGAUUAUAUUCUGAAUAGCAAGAGAGUCCCAUUACCAGUUGCAUUUCUGUUGUUCUUUGCUGGAGUUUGCCCUUCAUUCGGGGGUAUCUGCUGCGUAAUAAAAUAAGCUGUUCCCAGGAAAUAAGACACCAGUCCACUGUGUCUAGAGCUAUUUGAGAAAAAAAAUAUUUUUUUUCCUUCUUUAUUGCCUUAGCUAUUGUGUAACAUAAUAAGACCAACAGUUCUGACAUUUGAUCUGCUAUGAAGAUUAUAUGUUGAGUCUAAAAGGAGAGUUCUCCCUCAUCCUUAACUCAGAAGUGGGGAGCUACAAAACUAGAAUUGUGAAUUCAUAUUUCUGUAUAAGCCAUUGUUGGUUGUGCAUUGAAGAGUAAUCAACAGAUGGCAGAAGUGGAGUUGUCCUACAUAUCAGUAUUUUGUAAAACCCACUCAAUUCAUCACUAUGAGGAGAAAAAGUUUUAAUUCCUUGAUGCAUGCUGGCUGUGAACAUUUUAUUCUUUACUGUCCUAAUGACUGGUGGAAUCCAACUCAAGCAUCAAGCUUUUAGAACCUAUUUUUCACACCAUCUCAGUUUUAUUUCUAGGCUACUUUGUAGGACUCACAAAACUCACUAAUUAGGAUGCUUAAUUUGUAAAAUUGGUCUGGGUUUUGUUUUGUUUUUGGUUUGAGACUGGGUACCCAGUCAUUUUUUUACCCUUCUCUGAUUGUGCUGACAUUCCGUUUUACAUGCAUCCUGUACCUUAAGUGAUCUGUACUAGUAACUGCAAAAAUUGUUGAUGCAGUGGCACUUAGUAACCAGGGCAGUGUUCAACUGCUCAUUACCUUAGAUGAAGCCCCCCAAAACUCAAUUUCUUUCAGAAAUUUAAAACAAUGAAUGAUUCUUUUUCUGGAAGCACCAUCUAGUGGUCAAAGCUCAAAGCAUUAUUUAGUAAGUAUAGAAAACUGUUAUUAACAUAGUUUAAAUGCUAAUUUCAAGAAUUUGAGAGGCUUUAGAAGUGACAUUUACAUGUUAGUCAAAACAUCCUGAUGUCAAAUAGAAGGGUAGAGGUUUAAGAUGAGUUAGAAGUUGAACCUCUUUCAAAAUUCUUGGCUAUGUGGCACUGUACAACUCUCUUAACCCUCAAUUUGAUAAUGUAAACCAGAGAUGCUUCUCUCAGGAUGAUUGUGAGAAAGUAUGGCACAGUGUCUUCCCUUUUCAGUUAUAGAAUGUACAAACUACCUUAGAAAGAAGAUAAGGUACCCGUCAUGUUGGCUGAGCAUCAUUAGCUUAAUAACAUUUUCUGCUCAAGGGAAGAAAACACCAUGCUGCUUUGGGCAGUAAUGUUCAAGCACAACCUGCCUUCUUGCUUCAGGAAGAGUUAACUGGGAAGCUUGACAAUCCAGGUAUGUGAGGAGUAUAGACAACACAAAAGUGGUUGGCUCUAACACAGAGAAGAAAUAGUACUUCUUGGGUGGGCAGACACUGAUCUCUCAAUUCCCUCAACAGUGGGAAGCUGAGGCAACUGAGUCAAGAGCUUUCUUCAGAGACAAAGGCAGUGUCAGGAAUAUUUCUCACAAGUGUGUUACAUUUGCUUUCUUUGGUGUUUGGAAGCACUCAUUCCCAGCUCUCCUUCUCCCUUCACACUAAGACAAUCAUCCAUCUAUAGGGGAAACAUUCACUUCUCCACAGGUAACUAACUUCAUAUUAUUCUUUAAUAGUCUCUUAUAGUUUCAUCUUCAAGAACUACAGCAUGUUCUUCCCCUCUUCUGUGGGAGUAUUAGAGAAGAACUACUUUAUGCCCAUCAAGUUUCCUAGCCUUUCCAGAGGCUUCAUGGAAUGGUCUUAUAACCACCAGGAGGCACCAAACAAUUAUGAUACAUAGUUCCCAAAUCUUGGCUGUCAUGCCAAGAUACCAACUUGGGACAGAUUACGUUUUGGAUAAAACAGGAAUAGUUAGAAUAUUCUUAAUGAAAAGUUAGUUCACUGCUAUUUCUCAAGCCAGAGUUUUCAAAGAGACCAUAGAAAGUGGGCUGAGUUCUCUAGACUUACCAGGGAACACAUAUUGAAAGGGUACACGGGUCAGGUCUCAAGUAUUAUAACUUGAACUAUGGGUUAAAUGAACUUUGAGGCAUGAAAACUAGAAGUCCAACCACCCACUUGAUUCAGUGUCCCAUGGAAAUAAUACUGUUUCCAAACUGAUUUACCACAUUUUGGGGAGGGUUGGGGGAGAGACAGGGUCUUGCUACAUUUGUCCAGGCUGGGUCCCAAAUUCCUGGGCAUGAAUAAUCCUCUUACCUCAGUCUCCCAAGUAGCAGGAGUUACUGGUAUGUAGCACUGUGCUUUAUAUAUUUAUUUUUGGUGGGGUGGAGUACUGGAGAUUGAAUCCAGGGGCAUUGUACCACUGGGCUACAUCCCCAGCACCACUUUUAAGACAGGGACUCUUAAGUUGCUGAGGCUGGCCUCAAACUUUGUAUUCUCAUCUCCAGAGUAGCUGGAUUUACACCGCACCCAACUACUAUCCAUUUUUAAUACUAGAAAAACUCAAGAUCAAAUGAUCAAAAUCCUGUUGCCCUCUAAUUUUGCUCAACUUGAAGCUCUAGGACUAAAAAUUAAUUAUUCUAAAUCUGGAUUUAAUUUUACUCCCGGCUUUCUACAUAACAAAACUAUGUCAUCUGUUAUGGGGGUGGGGGGAACUAAGUGCCAUUUGUUUUGUAGAUACUGUGAAUAUACAGUUAUGGAAUUUUAAAAAAUAUGUAUCUGAGGCCAAUUCCUGCUAUCUUCAAUAACAAUUUCUUUAUCAUCUUCCCUCAUUCCCUGAACUUAGACAUAAGCAAAAUAUUCCCCUUCAAGGUUAUAAAAUUUCAACCUUGCUCUGCUAUACCUGAACAAAAUCAGUGGGCUAAAAAUGUUUCCUAGAUGCAGAUCUGGGCCUUCCCCUACACAGUCCCAUUAGUAUAAAAAUUUACUGUUUGGAAGAUCCACAGCCCAUCAGUGACAAAACACCAUAAAGGGAAAAUUCUCAUGUCUAAAACCUGCAUCCUUGUCACAUUCAUAUCCCUUUUUUUUUUUUCAUGUUUUAUUUUUAGUAAACAUAUCUUAAUAUUUUCUAUUGUUUUCCUUUGUUCAAAUAGCAGUGCCUAAGUACCCAGGAAACUGUCCCUUCAUAAGGGGGGGGGGGGGACUUCAGACACAAAGAUUAAGGACAACUUUUUAUUGCUUCCAGAGGCUUUUUAUCAUCAGUACAUGGUUCUGGCUGUAAUACUUUCUUCAGACUGUGAAGGGAGCUCAGGAUCCAGAAGUUAAGAAAAACAUAGGUAUAUUGGGGUGGGGGAGAGGAGAAUAACUUUUAUCAAGAAAGUCCUAAUAGCUUAACAUAAAAGUAGGGUACUAAAUUCAGUUAUUACAUAUUACAAGACUCAAAUCAUUAGAGCUGCCCCAAUAUCUAGACAGUCUCUCCUACUGAUUAUCAGUGAGUGAAAACAAAUCAGUUACCAAAAAAAUCUAAUUAUAGGUUACAUACAUGUUUCUUUGGUAAGCACCGGGAUAUAUUAACUUUAUCACAAAUUCUUUUAUACAACUGUCAAAAAUGCUUUCAACAAAUCUGUCUUAAUUACAUGCCAUUUCAAGCUUCACUUUAAACAAAAAUGAAGUUACUUUGUUUUUAAACUCUAAAAAUUGAAAUAAGAUCAAAAAAUCAUGUGGUAACAUGAGAACUUUUUCCUACUACCACCUGAUUCAUAUGGGAUAAUUCCAAAGUACCCUUUUCAGAUUAACUGGAGUUGAAUCAUGAAUUGUACAUGGCUGCCAUACUAAAUUAAACUGGUUAAAAAAAAAAAUUCAGGGUUACCUAUUCAGUGAAGUCAGAAGA